Molecule: messenger RNA, 411 nt
Organism: Striga asiatica
Lineage: Eukaryota; Viridiplantae; Streptophyta; Magnoliopsida; Lamiales; Orobanchaceae
Source: the annotation of a GenBank genome assembly
AUGGUUUUCUUUGUGGCCUUAAAGCAGAUAGCAGAAGUUGAAUCAGAGGAAUUGUACAAGAUGUUUAAGAUUGAGUUUGAUAAAUUGCUAAUAGGGUCACUUUCUCUGCCUAUUUACAUACCCGGCACGAAUUACUAUCGAGGAUUUAAGGGCAGGGGAAAUAUAGUCAAGAUUUUGACAGAAUUGAUCGAAAAAAGAAGGGCCUCACGAGCAAAUAAUCACGAUGACUUGCUAGAACUUUUGUUACGAGAAAUGGACGCGAAAAAUGCGUUAAACGAUGUAGAAAUUAUCGAUCAAAUAAUCACGAUAUUGUACUCGGGUUGCGAAACUGUAUCCACAACUUUGAUGAUGGCUGUCAAGUAUUUGCAUGAUCAUCAAGAAGCUCUACAAGAACUAAGGGUUAAAGAUUAA